Messenger RNA from Anopheles gambiae (African malaria mosquito), 2243 nucleotides. Its product is annotated as KIF-binding protein. The record is from RefSeq and is a predicted model, not a curated record. Gene Ontology annotation, molecular function: protein binding. Lineage: Eukaryota; Metazoa; Arthropoda; Insecta; Diptera; Culicidae. The coding region runs from base 102 to 1859 and encodes 585 amino acids. The transcript has 2 exons.
GUCAACCGCACAACAACAAAAUCAAUGUUUGUUGUUUUCUCCGCUCGCAGCAAAACGCACUCCGUUUUCCAACCAUUAUCGAGCAAAACCAGCCGUGCAGGAUGAAAGUGACGAAGGAAAAUCUUUCCGACAUUCGGGAAGAUUACGAAAAAGCACACCGCUACAUCGACGAGGAAAGCAAGAAUGACCCACCGACGGAACCGUUCCGUUCGCACUACACCGCCCGCGACCUGCUGAACAGUGCGCUGCGAAAGGUGAAAACGCUCUCGGAAGCACUGGACCAGGACAGUGAAGUGGCCACAACCGUACGCUGUAUACACGCCAACAUUCUGAAAGACAUUGGCAAGAUAACGAUCUUCGUGGAGGAACCACGGGGUGAAGUACUCCUCAAGGAGGCGCUCGAGUUGAUCGAGAAGGACAGCGGCAAGGAACCGACCAUCAAUGUGCACAUUGAAAUACUCAACCAGCUCGGCAUCAUGGCCUGCAAUCUGUCCAACUUUGCCGAAUCGAAGCAGUACCUCGACCAGGCGAAGGACAUCUACUGCGAAACGAAGGAGCUGGACCGGCAACCGCUCACGAUGGCCGAUCUGUUCGGCACGAAGGAAGAGGUGGAGAAGGGCAAGGGGCUGAAGCUGCUCGAAUCGAACCACACGCUCACGCUGUACUAUCUGGCGCAGGUGUUUGGCUUUCUGGACAAUUUGGCCGACUCGGCCCGAUACUGCCACAUGACGCUGCGCCGCCAGCUCGAGUACAAUGAGUUCGAGCACGUGGAUUGGGCGCUGAACGCCGCCACCCUGUCUCAGUUUUACUUUCCCAAGAAUCAUCUCUCCCAGGCACGGCAUCUGCUUGCGGCCAGCACGUUUAUGCUGAAUCGCUACGAGACGGAGGUGGUCGAGAAGAUAACCAAUGCGGCAGAGCGGGCGGAAAAGGAAGAAACACUCCGAUACCGUAUGGCGGACGUGGGCCGCUGUUGGGCCAAGUAUGGGCUGCACAUUCUGUGCGCCUCGAAGGAACGGCUGAGCGCGGACGACGAACCGAACGAACACGGGGAGAUAGCUGCGCCGCUAACGCCGGUCAAAAAGAUGGACCGCUUCGUUGGGCUCGAUCUGGCCGCGUACGAGGGCCAGGUGACGGACGAGUUCUGCCUCACGUUUGACGACGCGAAGCUGGUGAUGCUGAACUCGCUGUCCUGGCUGAACAAAGCGAAGGAGUACUACACGAAGGAAACGGAAGCGUCACAGUAUGCGAAGAUUCUGCAGGACGUUGCGUCGCUGUACAAGCAUUUGGCGUUCUUCGAGGAGGAUGAUGGCAAUCAGUGCAAGCUGUUUAAGCGCGGUGCGGACCAGCUGGAGGAGAUAGUGGAAAUUUUGAACGCAACCUACUACCAAACCAUUUGCAGAGAGGCUUGGUACGAGCUGGGACUGACCUACUCCAAUAUGCUGAACGUGAAGCUCUCCCAGCUCGACGAAAUGCAGGAUCGGCCAACACCGCACGCGCUCAACAAAAUCAACCAUCUGAGCGAGAAGAGCAUUCGGAACUUUAAAAAGUUCAUCGAAUCGUACAAAAUCGAGCUGGACACGCUGGAGCUGCCGGAAACGAUUGACGCGGACGAGAUGCAACCGAUACUGUACGCGUUCUUUCACAUCGGGCGCCUGUACUACCGCAUCAUCACGCCGGACAAGCGGCUGAAGCUGCAAAACACCGAAAACAGCCUGUUCUACUACAGCCGGUUCGUGGAGUGCUGCCAGGACGAGCGGAUGCGGCCACUGUUUGCGCAGGAGCUGGGCGUUUGCAAGGAGAUGAUCAGCCUGCUGCCGCUGAAGGUGGAAAAGCUUAAGAACGAAAUGGCGGAAGGCUAGAUAUAUGUAGAGUGAGAGGGAAAGACAUUCACAUUUUACUAACUAACCGAUUAAUCCUAGUCGCUAGUGCUUCAGGCCUGCAUAGGUUUGUGAUUGUGGGCUGCACGAGCUCUUUCGAAAAGAAGCCCUCAUACGUACUCAUUCAAUGAAUCAUUUCUUGUGGCUCCCCAGUAAAGGGGGAGUGCACAGUGCGUGAUAUACGCUUAAAUUGUAGGCUUGUUUAGGAACAAGGGAUAGAACGAGAACCAUGCCCAUAUAGAAACCAGCUCGCAAUCCAAAUUGCUUUGACACUGGGAACCAUUUAAGCUGUAAUCACAUUCAGAAAAAGCUGUACCAAUGCGCUCCGUUCUGUUCGCGUAAAUAUACACAUUGACGCAAUGCAAA